GUAUCAAACUAAUGAUGAAAUCUACGUAUUUAUGCCUUGAAUCUAUUAUGAAUCAAGUGUAGGUAAGUUUUUUGCCUAAAUUCAUCUCUCCUUUCUAAUGAAAGUUAGGCCAUUUAUGUUGGAACUACAAUGUGGUCUCUGUGGCAUUGACCCACACAGGACAGGGAGUCAGGGACCAUUAAUUUGAGAAGAAACUUUUGUGUACAUCUUUAUGAGCAAUGUUGAUAUAAUCAGAAGUGAAUGACAAUCAAUACAUAAUAUAGGCACCCACCUACUGAAGCAAUUAAAACUCUCAACAAUCUUCAGGUACUUGGACUUUUAUCACCUGAAAUCUCCCCCUUCUCUAGAUUCACAAGCAAUCAUCCUUCUACCUGCUUCACCAACCACCUCUAGGCUACUGAUAAUACAUACACAACUUGAGUCGAGGCAAACCAACUAUGACAAGUGAGGCCAUGUUUUGGUUCCGGUUUGCUCAUCUGCUACUGCAAAUCCUUACUGUAAAUGCAAAAGUUCCAGCCAUCAUUGUGUUCGGAGACUCUUCGGUUGACUCAGGCAACAACAACCAUGUAUCUACAUCACUAAAGAGUAACUUUGCACCUUACGGUCGGGAUUUCUAUGGUGGCAAGCCCACGGGAAGGUUUUCCAAUGGUCGGAUUCCGACAGACUUCAUUUCUGAAGCCUUUGGGAACAAGCCAAUAGUACCUGCAUACUUAGAUCCAACAUGUGAUAUAAAAGAUUUUGCCACAGGAGUUUGCUUUGCUUCUGCAGGAACAGGUUAUGACAAUGCUACUUCUGAUGUACUAUCAGUAAUACCUCUUUGGAAGGAAUUGGAGUUCUACAAAGAAUACCAGAAGAAGCUCAGAGGCUAUCUAGGAAAGGAGAAAGCUAAUGAAGUACUAGGGGAAGCACUUUACCUGAUAAGCAUAGGAACAAAUGACUUCCUAGAGAACUAUUAUAUAUUUCCAGGCAGAUCAUCUCAGUUUUCUGUUAUGGAAUACCAGAAUUUUCUUGUGCAAAUUGCUAGAAAUUUUGUCACAGACCUUCAUCUUCUUGGAGCUCAAAAGAUAGCUCUAGGUGGGCUUCCUCCCAUGGGGUGUUUGCCUUUGGAAAGAACCACAAAUAUAUUUUUUGGAAGUGAUUGCAUUGAAGAAUACAAUAGCGUGGCCAAGGAUUUCAAUGAGAAGCUGAAUGGAAUGGUCACUGAUCUGAAUAAGAAGCUUGCUGGGAUCAAACUGAUGUUUUCAAACCCCUACGAUAUUCUCUCACAAAUAAUUCAGAAUCCAAGUUCUUUUGGGUUUGAAAAUGCGGAAAUAGCUUGCUGCGGAACUGGAUUAUUUGAGAUGAGCUACAUGUGCAAUAAAAAAAACCCCUUUACAUGCUCAGAUGCAAAUAAAUAUGUAUUCUGGGAUUCCUUCCACCCCACAGAGAAAACAAACAAGAUUGUUGCUGAUUAUGUAGUAAAAAAUUGUUUAUCUCAGUUUCUGUAAUGACGACCAAAGAUAAUAUUCUUAGUGUAACAAUUCUAGUUCUAAUUCUCAUUAAUUUUGUAUUACUGAUGUCUUUAUUGUAAACUAAUUAUUGAUUUGAGAAA
Molecule: messenger RNA, 1591 nt
Organism: Hevea brasiliensis (rubber tree)
Lineage: Eukaryota; Viridiplantae; Streptophyta; Magnoliopsida; Malpighiales; Euphorbiaceae
Product: GDSL esterase/lipase At4g26790
Exons: 4
Coding region: 438-1487 (349 amino acids)
Molecular function (GO): hydrolase activity, acting on ester bonds
Source: RefSeq, a predicted model, not a curated record